Messenger RNA from Acanthopagrus latus (yellowfin seabream), 2101 nucleotides. It is a transcript of the gene calub, whose product is annotated as calumenin b. The record is from RefSeq and is a predicted model, not a curated record. Gene Ontology annotation, cellular component: endoplasmic reticulum. The transcript is spliced from 7 exons. Bases 119 to 1066 code for a protein of 315 amino acids. Lineage: Eukaryota; Metazoa; Chordata; Actinopteri; Spariformes; Sparidae. Gene Ontology annotation, molecular function: calcium ion binding.
AUACGAAAAAUAACUCGAAUGUGUGUCUCCUGUAGCUGUUGUUGAUAAAGACGCAGUAUGGGCAGUUAAAUAGUUUGUUAUUUAUCUUCGCUGGACGAGUGAAAAUACAUAACGCAGGAUGGAGCUGCGACCACUUGUCAUGUGUUUUGCACUCUGUGUGGUUUACGCCACCAGCAAACCCACUGAGAAGAAGGACCGUGUUCACCAUGACGAUCCCCUCAGCAACCGAGAGCACGAUGACACAGACAACUUCGACUACGACCAUGAAGCCUUUCUGGGACAAGACGAGGCCAAGACAUUCGACCAGCUCACACCAGAAGAGAGCAAGGAGCGGCUCGGCAUGUUGGUUGAACGUAUUGACGAGGAUAAGGAUGGCUACGUGACAGUUGAGGAGAUGAAGCGGUGGAUCAAGCAUGCACAGAAGAGGUGGAUCUACGAUGAUGUGGACAGACAGUGGAAGAGUCAUGACCUCAAUGGGGACGAAGUGGUGUCCUGGGAGGAGUACAAAAACGCCACAUACGGAUACAUUCUUGAUGACCCCGACCCCGAUGAUGGAUUCAGCUACAGGCAGAUGAUGGCUCGUGAUGAGAGGAGAUUUAAAAUGGCCGACCAAGACAAUGACUUGAGAGCAAACAAGGAGGAGUUCACAGCCUUCCUUCACCCCGAGGAGUACGACCACAUGAAAGACAUUGUAGUGCUGGAAACUAUGGAAGACAUAGACAAGAAUGGAGAUGGAUUAAUUGAUUUAGACGAGUACAUAGGUGACAUGUACAACCAGGAGGGAGAUGCCUCAGAACCCGAGUGGGUGAAGACUGAGAGGGAACAGUUUACUGAAUUUAGAGACAAAAACAAAGAUGGGAAGAUGGACAAGGACGAGACCAGGGACUGGAUUCUGCCCAGUGACUACGACCAUGCUGACGCUGAGGCCAAACAUCUGGUCUAUGAGUCAGACUCAGACAAAGAUGGCCGCCUGACCAAGUCAGAAAUCGUGGAUAAGUACGACUUGUUCGUGGGCAGCCAGGCGACCGACUUCGGAGAGGCUCUGACUCGACACGACGAGUUCUAAACAUCCUCCUGCCGACAAAGACUCUGUGUUCAUCUUUUGUACCACCUUACUCCCCUGACAGUGGAUGGAGUGUUUCAAACGAGAUUAGCUUGCCUGAUCCAACGCCAAGGACAAUAAUUUAUUUAAUUUCUUGAAUGUGCCCCGUUGUACACACGCUAACGUAAAGUAAAGUGUACAUGCUCGGCCAGUGUGUUCUCAUGCUCAGCUGUCCAUAAGAUUGGGAUGUAUUGCCAGCCUUUCCUUUGCUUCCUCACACUACACUUGCCUUUUCCAGGUCAGGCGAGGGACAAACAGUGUUAGAUCACAAUGUUUUUGUUUUUUUUUUAUUAUUUGACAGGAUGAUUUUAUUAAAUAGCCAUGUUUUGUUACAAAACCCUAAUAGGACAAGUUAAGGCUUGCAGUAUACAGAAUAGUUUGACAUCUUUUUUUUUUUUUUUUGCAAUGCACUGGACUUUGAAGAGUAGAACUGAUUUCUAGUCAGUAGAAUUUGUUCUACUCUUCUGUCUAAUCAUGUAGUCAGGCCCAUUUGUACUUUGUUUUCUUGUCUUUAUUGGCCAUAAUUUGAUAUUGCUGGUGAUGUCUGGAAUGGGGAGUAAAUAUUAAAUUCCAGUGACAAUGAAGACUAUUUGGACUUGUGCAAUACAGUUUCAUCAGUGGGACCUCGCUGUUUGCUAUACAGGUCCUCAAAGCAUCCAUAGAAGCUAUGCGAAGACAGGCUGUGUAUGGAUUUAGAGACUGACGGAUGCUUUGUCUUCGAAGCUGCCUCCUUUCUUCUCUCAUCACCUCAAUAGUGUGUGUGUGCGUGUGAAUCUGCGUGUGUACAUAUAUUACUUGUAUUCUUAAUGACUGACUCCCUUUUUUUGAUGUUAUGUUUUGUUUGACUCAGCUGAACUAACUCAUUUAUGUGCCAAGCAAGAAUAUUUGUCCUGUUUUGUAAGCGGUUUUGAAAGAAAAAAAAAGAAGAAGAAGAAGCAUUUUCCCUACAAACACUUUGCCCUCCUAAAUUUGUUAUGCUUGUAUUCUCACUACCACCAU